Molecule: messenger RNA, 1923 nt
Organism: Ipomoea triloba (trilobed morning glory)
Lineage: Eukaryota; Viridiplantae; Streptophyta; Magnoliopsida; Solanales; Convolvulaceae
Product: protein disulfide isomerase-like 5-4
Exons: 15
Coding region: 317-1756 (479 amino acids)
Cellular component (GO): COPII-coated ER to Golgi transport vesicle; endoplasmic reticulum
Source: RefSeq, a predicted model, not a curated record
GACCUUUUCAUCCUUUUCAAGGAAUCACGCUGUAAUGCGCGAUUACGGGAGUAUAGUAAGUUCCGUUCAACACAUUUGUAACUACAAACGGGGCCCCACCCUGCCUUUUCACUCCAACAUUGCUCUGUUCCUUUUUUUCCGGCGACUGGAGAACUCACGGACUCCGGCCAUGCGUUAGAGAAAGAGAGAGAGAGAAUGAAAGAAAUCAAAGAAUACGGCUUUUAAACGCCUCUCUGUCUCACACAUAGACACAAAGGGAUCUACUACCGCUGACAUCUGAAGUUUAAGAUUUUUUUCCUUUUCUUCGUCAGAAAUCAUGGCUUCAAAAAGUAAAAUCAAAUCUGUUGAUUUUUACAGGAAAAUACCCAGAGAUCUGACAGAGGCAUCAUUAACUGGUGCUGGAUUGUCCAUUAUAGCAGCCUUUUGCAUGAUCCUUUUAUUUGGAAUGGAACUAAAUGACUACUUGACAAUGAGCACCACAACCUCUGUUAUUGUUGACAAGAGUUCAGAUGGAGAUUUCUUGAGAAUUGAUUUUGAUAUGAGUUUUCCAGCAUUGUCAUGUGAGUUUGCAUCAGUGGAUGUUAGUGAUGUGUUAGGAACAAAUAGAUUGAAUAUAACAAAAACAGUUCGCAAGUAUUCUAUAGAUUCUAAUUUGAGACAUACUGGUUCUGAAUUUGAAUCUGGACCAAUUGCAAAUGCUAUUAAACAUGAUGAGGAUGUAGAUGAAGACUAUACUGAAGGUUCCUUUUCACUAAAUGGCCGUAAUUUUGAUAUAGUAGCUCACCGAUAUCCAAUUUUGGUAGUGAACUUCUUUGCACCUUGGUGCUAUUGGAGCAAUCGUUUGAAACCUUCAUGGGAGAAAGCAGCAAAUAUUAUAAGAGAAAGAUAUGACCCAGAAAUGGAUGGACGAAUCCUUUUGGGAAAGGUUGAUUGCACUGAAGAAGUUGAUUUAUGCAGAAGGAAUCACAUACAAGGCUACCCAUCUAUUCGCAUAUUCAGGAAAGGAAGUGAUCUUAGAGAGGAUCACGGACACCAUGAUCAUGAGUCAUAUUAUGGUGAUCGAGAUACAGAAAGCCUAGUUAAGACAAUGGAAGAACUGGUUGCACCUAUUUCAUUGGAGUCUCAUAGGGAUAGCUCAGAUGCUAAACUGCCGACAAAUGGCACCAAGAGACCUGCACCAACAAGUGGAGGAUGCAGAAUUGAAGGUUUUGUACGUGUUAAGAAGGUUCCUGGCAACCUUGUCAUAUCAGCUCGUUCAGCAGCUCAUUCAUUUGAUGCUUCUCAGAUGAACAUGUCUCAUGUAAUUUCCCGUUUUUCCUUUGGUAAGAGGCUAUCUCAAAAAGCGAUCAGUGAUAUGAAGAAGUUUCUACCAUACCUGGGUCAAAGCUAUGACAGAUUGAGCAGCAAUGCAUAUAUUACCAAUCCAAAGGAGUCUAAUGAAAAUGUGACUAUUGAACAUUACCUUCAAGUGGUGAAAACAGAGGUCAUGACGGGAUCAGAUAAAGUAGUUGAGGACUAUGAGUACACUGCCCAUAGCAGUUUGGUUCAUAGCCUGGAUAUACCUCUUGCCAAGUUUCACUUCGAGCCAUCACCAAUGCAGGUCCUGAUAACAGAAAAUCCAAAAUCCUUCUCGCACUUCCUCACAAAUGUCUGCGCUAUCAUUGGUGGCACUUUUACGGUUGCUGGCAUAUUGGAUUCAGUUCUGCAUAAUACUCUGAGACUCGUGAAAAAAGUUGAACUAGGUAAGAAUUUUUAAAACAGCUGGAAAUUUGUUACUAUUGUUAGUAUAUGUAUACAGAGGAGUAGUUUUUGAACAUCAAUGCAUUAUUAAACUGUUUCAAUACUACAUUGAUGUUUCACGAGGGAGACUUCAAUUUGUAAAAUUAUCAACACAAAUUUUCAAUAAUAUAUUUUGCUUUUAUA